Messenger RNA from Oncorhynchus masou masou (cherry salmon), 2489 nucleotides. RefSeq names its product chondroitin sulfate synthase 3-like. Gene Ontology annotation, molecular function: glucuronosyl-N-acetylgalactosaminyl-proteoglycan 4-beta-N-acetylgalactosaminyltransferase activity. The record is from RefSeq and is a predicted model, not a curated record. Gene Ontology annotation, cellular component: Golgi cisterna membrane. The transcript has a single exon. Bases 19 to 1590 code for a protein of 523 amino acids. NCBI's taxonomy places the organism in Eukaryota, Metazoa, Chordata, Actinopteri, Salmoniformes, Salmonidae.
GUUUUGGUCUUUCCUCAGAUGCAGCAGCUCUUCUACGAGAAUUACGAGCACAACAAGAAGGGCUUCAUCCAGGAGCUCCACAGCAGCAAGAUCCACAACGCCAUCACACUCCAUCCCAACAAGAGGCCUGCCUACCAGUACCGGCUACACGGUUACAUGUUGAGCCGCGACAUCUCCCGGCUACGCUACCGCACCAUCCUCCUGCACCGCGAGGGCCUGGCCAUGAGCCGGCUCAGCAAUACAGAGGUGCAGUGGGAGGAUCAACAGCUGGGGGCGCCACCUUCCUACACGCGCUACCAGCCCGCUGAAAGAGGGGACGUCAUCGAGUGGGACUUCCUCACUGGCCGACAUCUGUACUCAACGGGGGAGAACCAGAUGCCCCGACAGGGCCUCGGGAGCCUGCUUCGGGCUGCCCUGGAAGACACGGUGCUUCAGGUCAUGGAGAUGAUCAAUGAGAACUCCAAAGCCCGCGGGCGUGUUAUCGACUUCAAGGAGAUCAAGUAUGGCUACCGCAGGGUGGACCCCAUGCAUGGGGCUGAGUACAUUCUGGACCUACUACUUCUGUACAAGAAACACAAAGGGCGCAAAGUGACCGUACCUGUUAGGAGGCAUGCGUACCUGCAGCAGUCCUUCAGUAGGCCCUUCUUCAGUGAGUCUGAGGAAUUGGAUGUUGUUGAGCUGGUGGAGGCCAUCAACACUGAGUCGCAGUCGUUCUCUUUCCUCUCCAACUCCCUCAAGAUAUUCUCGCCUUUCCAGUUCUCUGAGUCGACCAGGGAGAUGCGCGAACGCAGCCAGAGAAAGGUCAACAUCCUGGUCCCGCUGACAGGCAGGUACGACAUCUUUCUCCGCUUCAUGGAGAACUUUGAGAAGAUCUGCCUGAUCCCCAAACAGAACGUCAAGCUGGCCAUUAUAUUGGUGGACAACGACAGCAACCAGGACAGGGAGAAGCACUUGGACUUGAUCAAGGAGUACAGCAACAAGUAUCCCAAAGCAGACCUGUCUGUCAUCCCCAUGACGGGUGAGUUCUCCCGGGGGCUGGCUCUGGAGCUGGGUUCCUCGCAACUUGACAAUGGCACACUGCUGUUCUUCUGUGACGUGGACCUAGUCUUUAACGGGGACGCCCUGCAGCGGUGCAGGCACAACACCAUCCAAAGGAGACAGGCUUACUAUCCCGUUGUCUUUAGUCAGUACGAUCCUAAAAUUGUCUACGCCGGCAACACCCCUGACGAUAGCAGCUUUGUGUUCACCAAGAAAAGUGGGUUCUGGAGGGAUUACGGCUUUGGAAUCACCUGCAUAUUUAAAAGUGACUUGCAAAAAGCUGGCGGUUUUGAUACGUCGAUCCAAGGCUGGGGGUUGGAAGAUGUAGACCUGUUCACAAAAGUGAUUAACUCCGGUUUAAAAGUGUUCCGCAGCCAGGAACCAGGAAUCGUCCACAUUUAUCACCCUGUUCAGUGCGACACUAGCCUUGAGCCCAAGCAGUACAAAAUGUGCCUAGGGUCUAAGGCAAGUACUUAUGCAUCUUCGAUGCAGUUAGCCGAGCUGUGGCUGGAGAAACACUUGGGGGUAGGCUACAACAGAACUUCCACCUGACAUUCCUGUUCUCCGUGGCUCCUCAAUGGAGGUUACCUCAGUUCUGCAUGAGUGCAGACAGCAAUGGACUGUGCGUGCUUCUAUGUGAGAGAGAAAAAGAGACCAAACUGCAGAGAGAAAGAGAGAGAGAGAGAGUUCAAGGGUACGCUCAAUUAUCUUUGGUGCAAUUUGUUGUGUUCCUCUGGUGAUUUGUGUCAUCGAUUCUCUACAGCGUCUUCCAAAGGACAUUGUAAUGCCUUUACUCACGGCUUGUUGGGAACUCUGAUGUGGUUUGUUUCAUUCCUAUUUCCGUUGUUAUCACGCGAUUCACAUGUAUGCCUCAGGACCACAUCUUUUCAUCACCUGGCCAUCUCCAAUGAAUGUGUUCUUAGCAGCCUUCCGUUGGAUUAGUUGCACAGAGCGCCCCUCGCCUACUGUGAAAAGGACACUGACAACAUCACCAGAGAACAAAAAGCAGUAAUAAUGUUGAUAAUAAUACUGAAACAAUGACAAUAAUGUUAAUAAUAAAUGUACUGAAAGUACCACAAAUGUGCUUUAAAGCUCCCAGAUGGGAAACAGACUGUAAACUAGAGUUUUCUAAUUCAUACAAAGAACCCAAAGUACUUCAUCCGCAGUAUUUUUUAAAGAAGCGUGUGAAUAAUUUUGAUGAUUGUAUCUUUAUUUUCUAGUCAAAAUAUUUACAUGGAUUUCAGGUACUGGAUACCAUCCAACAUUUGCUGUGUUCUUAAUCUCAUUGCAAAGGCCCACUUUCUGUCAUUCUGUCUGAUAUGUGACCAUGCUUCAAUGAACAAAAAGGCAUCUUGUCGCCAUUAGCUUUGUGGCUUAGAAGUCGUUCAGUUUGCUGGCAAGAACAACUAAGGUAUAUUAAAAUGGGUUAUUUAUAAUAAAACAAAUGUUGA